CUGCUAGUCAUUUGUCGGAUUUAUAUACGAAAUGUUGUGCGAAGUAAAGUGAGUACAGUGAGUACAAGAUAAAAGAUUCAAGCAUGUGAAAAAAGUACAACAAAAUGAUUUGUAGUGGGCUAAUCUGUGAUUAUUGAAAUUUAUGUGUUCAAAGUAAAUUGGUUUCAAAAUGUUAAAAAGGUGUUUAAAUAACGGAAAAGAGAAGUGAACUAGCAGAAAAACGAUGAUCAAUUACGAGAAAAGCAAGAUGAAAAACAGAUUUUCCAGUUUCGCGACUGCACGACUUCAACAGGCCUGAAGAUUUACAUCGUAUCCGAGUGGAACAUAUGGAAAGGCAAUUGGCAAAUCUUACUGGGCUUGUACAGAAGGCUUUAACCCAGAAACCUUCGACGGUAAUAAGCAGUGCUCAAAACAAUUUGGGUGCACAAUAUCGAGCAGACAAAUCGGUUUCUUUUGAAAAGUCCGUUUCAUUCAGCGAUGAUAUACAAGGAGAAUCGAAAACCUACACACCAUUGAGUUCAGCUGAAACGAAACCGUCAAAACCUGCUAUAAAAUCAUCCACAUUGCCGAGAACAUCCUCACAAGAUGAAAUUUUACCAUGAUGUUUUUUACUGUGU
Messenger RNA from Culex quinquefasciatus (southern house mosquito), 617 nucleotides. Its product is annotated as coiled-coil domain-containing protein AGAP005037-like. Gene Ontology annotation, cellular component: cytoplasm. The record is from RefSeq and is a predicted model, not a curated record. Bases 327 to 602 code for a protein of 91 amino acids. The transcript is spliced from 5 exons. Lineage: Eukaryota; Metazoa; Arthropoda; Insecta; Diptera; Culicidae.